AUGCAGGACGCAAACAAUGCUGUCGUACGUCUGGCCGCUCAUAAGAAGCGGAGGGAUUGGUUUGAGAUCUUUGACCUCCAAUUCCUGGGCUCGGUGGAGGUUCCUCAUCACCAGGGCAACGACGUCCUCUAUGCAGCCAUGCAGAAGGUGGCUUCCAGCCGUCGCGCGGUCGCCGGACUCAAGCCGACGUUGCCGUGUUCGUUGGAGGUGGGCGCGCGAGGGCUCCGCCUCACGGUGACCGGCGCCCGGCACGCGCCGGCCCCGCAGCGCAACGGCUUCCACAAACACAAGCCGAUCAAGAACUUCAGCCACUUUUUCCAGCUGAAGAAUAUUUCUUUCUGUGGUUUCCACCCCAAAAACCCAUGCUACUUUGGGUUCAUCUGCAAGCACCCAACGGACGGCAGGUUUGCCUGCCACGUGCUCCUCUCCACUCAGUCUACCAAGCCCAUCGCAGAGUGCUUCGGGAAAGCUUUUCAGCAGUUUUACCACGACUGCAUGGAUUACAACUGCCCGGUUGAAGAUAUUUUUCUGGAAUGAAGUUACGUAAAGGUGUACUACCUGUGUGCAGUGCACUUAUAUCACCAGUGCACGAGUUUUCUCCUAAGUAAGCCCAAUUCGUGUAUGCAUUCAUGUAUUCAUACGUGUGUAAUUUAAGUUAUUUAUGCGAGGUAUGUACGGCAAUCGUGGCGCGUGUUUACCAGUCACAGCGGCAAAGAAGGUGUCAUUGUGCAUCGACAGAUUAUUUUAUUUCACAAUCAGGGAAUAUCGAGGACCUCGCUAUACUAGCGUGCGGAUGUCUGCACACACCACCACAUGUGCAGCCAUAUCAGAAUACCUUUUUGGUGAAUUUGAUAUUUUUACAGUGGGACAUUUCACACCAAAUCUGUACACGCCUGUGUGGAACUCCUCAGCUUGGUGGGGUGACCAAUGACCUAUGACUCUUCACAAAGCAGGAUUUGAGGAGCGAUUGGCAGUGCACGAACACGUGGUACCGGCAUGCAAGGGGAGGUGGAAUUCAAUCAUAUUACAGGGGAACGCCCGGUGGAAGUGGG
Molecule: messenger RNA, 1052 nt
Organism: Lethenteron reissneri (Far Eastern brook lamprey)
Lineage: Eukaryota; Metazoa; Chordata; Hyperoartia; Petromyzontiformes; Petromyzontidae
Product: C-Jun-amino-terminal kinase-interacting protein 1-like
Biological process (GO): JNK cascade; regulation of JNK cascade
Cellular component (GO): cytoplasm
Molecular function (GO): MAP kinase scaffold activity; JUN kinase binding
Source: RefSeq, a predicted model, not a curated record